This is a messenger RNA of Pygoscelis adeliae (Adelie penguin), 548 nucleotides long. RefSeq names its product macrophage migration inhibitory factor (glycosylation-inhibiting factor) (gene MIF). NCBI's taxonomy places the organism in Eukaryota, Metazoa, Chordata, Aves, Sphenisciformes, Spheniscidae. Bases 1 to 348 code for a protein of 115 amino acids. The transcript is spliced from 3 exons. Gene Ontology annotation, molecular function: cytokine activity; phenylpyruvate tautomerase activity. The record is from RefSeq and is a predicted model, not a curated record.
AUGCCUAAAUUCAUUGUUAACACAAAUAUAAGCAAGGAUAAAGUUCCAGAGUCUUUCACAGGGGAGCUCACCCAGCAGUUAUCAAAAGCAAUGGGCAAACCAGCACAGUACAUCGCUGUGCACAUCAUACCUGAUCAGAUGAUGUCCUUCGGGGGCUCCACUGAUCCCUGCGCGCUCUGCAGCCUUUACAGCAUCGGCAAAAUAGGAGGGCAGCAGAACAAGACCUACACCAAGCUCCUGUGUGAUCUGAUCUCUAAGCACUUGCACGUAUCUGCAGACAGGGUGUACAUCAACUACUUCGACAUGAAUGCCGCCAAUGUGGGCUGGAAUGGCUCCACCUUUGCGUAGACCUCUCCAUCUGUCUGAAGAGGCUGCUCCUGGACCUACCCUCAUCCUGCCCCUUAGCAGAGACCACCGCACAAAUGGCCCUCUAUUGCAUUUUGUGCGCUCUCACAGAUUGAUGGCUCCCUGCUAGUGUGUUUAAAUAUUGCUGCUUCAACAUUCCUCUGUUUUCUCUGUGUAGAAAGCAAAUAAAGAUUUAGAAGUAA